AUGAAGGGCUACGCCCGGGGCGACCCGUCGCGCGUGCUGUACGUCAAGAACAUCGCCAAGUCGGUCGACGAGUCGGACCUUCGCCACGUAUUUGGUGCUGUCUUUCCCGACGACGCCUCCAUGGGGCUCCUCUCGAUCAAGUUGUUUAAAGAAGGGCGGCUCAAGGGCCAAGCCUUUGUGGAGUUCCCAGACAUAGAUCUGGCCACGCUCGCGCUCGAGACAAUCCACGGUGUCUGCUUGGAGGAGAAGCCGCUGAUUCUGGUACGUGACUCGCCCGAAUAG
Molecule: messenger RNA, 282 nt
Organism: Saprolegnia parasitica CBS 223.65
Lineage: Eukaryota; Oomycota; Saprolegniomycetes; Saprolegniales; Saprolegniaceae
Exons: 2
Coding region: 1-282 (93 amino acids)
Biological process (GO): mRNA splicing, via spliceosome
Cellular component (GO): U12-type spliceosomal complex
Molecular function (GO): U12 snRNA binding; pre-mRNA intronic binding
Source: RefSeq, a predicted model, not a curated record